AUGGCCGAAGCUCCCAGCUCCUCCCCAGCUGGCUCUGCCCAAGGGAAAGGCCGGACAUCUCGUUCGUCUAGGCCCAAUUACAGGAACAUUCAUCGUUUCCCUCUUCCCGUCACUAUCCACCCUGUUCCACCUGUAAUUCCUCAUAAUCCUCUUUCUCUCAUUAGUGUUGCCCUCUCGUAUCUAUCUUUCUUGAUCUCCCCUCCUCGCCAAGAAGUCUACACUGCAUACUUUGACCUCGCAACGUCUUCCGUACAUGUUACCGACGAGCGAGCAAUCAAGGCGUUGUGGCAGAUGGGAUUCUUCGGCAAGGGUAAUCUGAGUCGAAGUGAGCCCAGCUGGCUAGAGCGUGAGAAGAAAAGAAGAGGUCUACUGGGUGGGAGCACUAGUGAGGAGGCUACACGGAAACGCAGAACCGAGCGUCGCGAAUUGAAGCUUGAGCGUGCCAGGGUGGAAAGGCUUAUGGUCGAGGAAAGACUCAAAGCCGAGGCCGCAGCCAGAGAAUUAGGCACUUCAUCCCCAGUGGAUGCCUCAAUAGAGAAGUUCUCCGUCAAGAAGGCUAUGGACGCCAAAUACCAAAGAGAACGGGAACAAGCCAUACAGAAUGCCACUGCCGAGCCAACUACUGAUGUGAUCAACUCACCCAAUGGAAAAUCCGUGCGGUUCUCGCCGGUCGUUCAGGAGCAGAAGUUAUCCCCACAGGUCGAUGAUGAUGCUGAUCUCGACAUGGAGUUCCAAAAUGAGGAACAUCUUCAGAUUUCAAAUGAAGAGACGUUCUUCCUGGUGUAUGGCCUCGGUGUCUUGCGGGUCGUUGACCGCGAGACCAAUGCCGUUAUCCCGACCUCCUCCCUCUUUUCCCUCCUGUGCCAUCACUCCCACUAUCCGCCCCGCCUCCCCUCCGCCGAUUUGCAACCCGACGACCCCUUCCUGCUUUCAUAUGCAGUGUAUCACCACUUCCGAUCCCUCGGGUGGGUGGUUCGCUCUGGUGUGAAGUUCGGAACGGACUACUUACUCUACAACCGCGGACCGGUCUUCUCUCACGCCGAAUUCGCCGUCAUCAUUGUCCCCUCAUACGAGCAUCCUUAUUGGAACGAGACAAAAGAGCGCAGGGAUUAUGUGGCACAGAAACAAGAUCGAAGAUGGUGGUGGCUGCACUGUGUGAACCGGGUUCAGGCACAAGUGAAAAAGAGCUUGGUAGUCGUCUAUGUCCAAGUUCCACCACCCACAUCAUCCAUUGACGACAUCGGUGCUGUUCUUGGUAGUUACCGAGUACGAGAGUUUCUCCUUCGACGAUGGAUUCCCAACCGGAGCCGUGAUUAG
Molecule: messenger RNA, 1317 nt
Organism: Penicillium odoratum
Lineage: Eukaryota; Fungi; Ascomycota; Eurotiomycetes; Eurotiales; Aspergillaceae
Gene: sen2
Product: tRNA splicing endonuclease subunit SEN2
Exons: 1
Coding region: 1-1317 (438 amino acids)
Biological process (GO): tRNA-type intron splice site recognition and cleavage; tRNA splicing, via endonucleolytic cleavage and ligation
Cellular component (GO): tRNA-intron endonuclease complex
Molecular function (GO): tRNA-intron lyase activity; nucleic acid binding
Source: RefSeq, a predicted model, not a curated record